GAGCAGAAAAUGUCCCUGGAGGACUACGAGAGACAUUUCGACUCGCUGAAUUCUGAUUUGGGCGGCGGGCCCGUCAGCGAGCGAUCAGCUUCAGGCUCGUUCAACAGCGAGGAGGAGAAGCUGCAUUACAUUCCCAUCAGGGUGCUGGGGAGAGGCGCGUUUGGUGAAGCCACUCUGUACAGAAGAACAGAAGACAACUCUCUGGUUGUGUGGAAGGAAGUGGACCUGAACUCGCUCUCAGAAAAGGAGCACCGGGAUGUCAUGAAUGAAAUUAGCAUCCUCUCCAUGCUGGAGCACAACAACAUCAUAGCCUACUUCAACCACUUCAUGGAUAAAAACACUCUGCUCAUUGAGUUGGAGUACUGCAAUGGAGGAAAUCUGUACGACAAAAUUGUUCAGCAGAGGGGGAAACUUUUCCCUCAGGAGAUUGUUAUUUGGUACCUGUAUCAAAUCACCUCAGCAGUGGCCUAUAUUCACAAGGCUGGAGUCAUACACAGAGACAUAAAAACUAUGAACAUUUUCCUCACCAAGACCAACCUCAUUAAGCUGGGUGACUACGGCCUCGCCAAGAAGCUAGGCUCCGAGUUUUCGAUGGCAGAGACCUGUGUAGGAACUCCAUAUUACAUGUCGCCUGAACUGUGUCAGGGUGACAAGUAUAACUUCAAAUCAGACAUUUGGGCCAUGGGUUGUGUACUUUUUGAAAUGUUAGCCCUCAAACGAGCCUUUGAUGCAACGAAUCGUCUAAACCUCUGUGUGAAAAUAGUCCAAGGAAACUGGACUAUGGAAGUGAACUCGGAUGUUUACUCCAGUGGAUUGAUCAAGUUGGUGUAUGAUUGUCUCAAUCAAGAUCCUGCAGAGAGACCAACAGCUGAGGAGAUUCUGGAUCAGCCGUUUAUUUCGUGCUGCCGACGGGAUUUUGAGGAGCAAGUUGUCCUGCUUAAUUUGGCGAUGAAGAGGCCAAAGCUGAGCACGGUGACGGAGACUCCUGUUGCUGUGGUGACUACACGUUCGAGGGACGUGUACUUUUGGGGAGGAGGAAAAUUUACCCCGCAGAAGCUCGACUCGUUCAAAGGAGGCAGCAGCGCUCAACAUGUGUGUGCAGGAGAGAGUCACUUUGCAGUGGUGACGGUGGAAAAAGAGCUGUUUACCUGGGCUAAUGUGCAAGGUGGGGCCAAGAUGGUGGGCCAGCUGGGGCACGGGGACCAGGCCUCUUACCGUCAGCCGAAGAGGGUGGAGAAGCUUCAGGGGAAGGCCAUACGUCAGGUGGCAUGUGGGGCUGACUUCACUGCCUGCGUGACUGAUGAAGACCAGCUCUACAUGUUUGGGUCAGACUAUUACGGCUGCAUCGGAGUUGAGGGCGAAAUGGGCUCUGAGAUUUUGGAGCCAGUGUUUCUAGAGUUUUUUGAGGAGCGGCGUGUCCACCAGGUUUCCUGCGGAGACAACCACGUCGUGGUGCUGACUCAGGAUGGCAGCAUUUACUCUUGGGGCUGUGGAGAAUAUGGACGUCUCGGCCUGGAGUGUGAGGAUGACUUCUCAUCUCCAAUGCAAGUGACAAUUCCUAGAGGUGCCGCCAUCUCCUCUGUGUCGUGCGGCUGCGAUGGGACUUUCUUCCUGACGGAGAGCGGCAAAGUCUUGGCGUGUGGAAACAAUGAAUUCAAUAAGCUAGGGUUGAACCAGGGAUUCUCUGGCAUCAAAAACCAUCCUGGAGAGGGUUACCAGGGUAUACCAUACAUCACCACGCUGACCUUGGUAAAACAGCUGGCACGCUUCAAGAUCCAAGUCAUAGCUCCAGGGAAGACUCACACAGCUGCCAUUGAUGAACGAGGGCGUCUAAUCACAUUCGGCUGCAACAAGUAUGGGCAGCUGGGUGUGAAGGACUUCAAGAGGCACCAAGGUGUUCAAGUUCUUGUUGGAUCAUUAGGAGGGAAGACGGUGACUAAAGUGUCUUGUGGAGAUGGAUUCACCAUUGCAGCCUCUGAGGACAAUCAUAUCUUUGCAUGGGGAAACGCAGGAAACGGGAGACUUGGAAUGCCUGCAGAUAAAAGAUUCGGCUCAGAGGUUUGCCCUGCCAUGCCAAGACCCAUAUUCGGUUCCCUCCACCAUGUGCCUGACCUCUCUUGCCGUGGCUGGCACACCAUUAUCAUAAUGGAAAAAGUGCUCAACUCAAAAACCAUCCGCUCAAACAGCAGUGGACUAUCAAUCGGGCUUGGCCAAGAGGUGUCUGCGUCCACGGUGGAACUUAACCUAGAGCCUGGAUUGGAGACGGACUCUCGCAAUGGGAAUCUUGGAGGUACGCGGGAGAUUAACACAGAGGAAGGGGUCGUGGAGACAUCGAUGAUGUCAUUUGGAAAUCAGACCGGGAACAGUUCUUGUCCUCUGUGGCUUAAAAAGGAGCUGGAGGACGCAGAGUUCAUCCCGAUGCCGGAGGAGUCGGAUCAACCCAUCCAUGAUCGGCUCUCCUCGUUCUCCGAGAGCGUCACUCGGCCAUACGAGGAGCUGAAAGAGCUCAAGGCAGCGGCUGAAGCAGUCAGCAGUCAGAAAGGCCUAUCGCAGACUAGGCAAAUGAGCUUUGAGAAAGUCAGUGGGUUGGAUGACGACGUCUUUAAAAAAGAAGAGUCCGGUGCGUGCUGCGGUGCAAGUAUCGAAGUGGCUCAGCUGAGAGAAACGGUCACCCGUCAAGAGCAGAGGAUCGAGCUGCUUGAAAAGCAGGUCGGUGAGCAGCAGAAGGAGAACGAAAGGCUCUGGGCAGCCAUUAAUCGUUCAGCACAGCAAGAAGCAGGGCGUGACGGUAACAGAAAUCAUCACUCUGUGCCAAGCAACGGAGGAGGUGAAAGACGACUGACGAAUCACGGAGGCAGAUCUGCAGGAGCCAGUGCGUGAAACCAAAACUCCUGAGAUUUCCUGGUCAAGAGUGCUAAGUCCUACGGUUACUCGCUAUUGCAUAUGUGACAUGCAUCACACUCGGUUCCUACUAGCUUCUGUGGACUGAACCGUUGGCUGGAUUCAGCACGAAUCACCAGACCUUAAAAUCAGCAGGACACAAUCUGACCAGUAAUAAGCUGCAGCGUAGUGCGUCGAGGUUUAGUGGUUUCAGCAUCGAGUCUACGUCCCCAAUGUCUCACAUGUUAGUAUUUAUCA
Molecule: messenger RNA, 3138 nt
Organism: Nematolebias whitei (Rio pearlfish)
Lineage: Eukaryota; Metazoa; Chordata; Actinopteri; Cyprinodontiformes; Rivulidae
Gene: nek9
Product: serine/threonine-protein kinase Nek9
Exons: 23
Coding region: 10-2880 (956 amino acids)
Biological process (GO): protein phosphorylation
Cellular component (GO): centrosome
Molecular function (GO): protein kinase activity; protein kinase binding; ATP binding
Source: RefSeq, a predicted model, not a curated record